This is a messenger RNA of Cylindrotheca closterium, 363 nucleotides long. The record is from the annotation of a GenBank genome assembly. NCBI's taxonomy places the organism in Eukaryota, Bacillariophyta, Bacillariophyceae, Bacillariales, Bacillariaceae.
AUGGCCGAGCAGUACGAUGUGAUCAUUGUCGGGGCUGGUGUUGCUGGGGUUUCUGCUGCCUACCAUUUGGUUCAAGCUGGAGUCAAAAAUGGGAGAAUCCCUAAGAUUCUGGUGAUAGAUGGAGGUCCUUCCGCAGGAGAAGGAUGGGGUUCUCGAAAAAGUGGUACCGCGACUAUGAACAACUAUCCCAUUUCGAAGAUCAAAAUGAUGACUCAAUUAUAUGCCGUCCCAACUGUAGAGGACUUUGCGAAACACCACGGGGUCGAGGGAGUGAGGCGAUACCUCACCGCUACUCAAGGAGACAUUCGGAUUCAAAAGGCUUUAGCGAAAAAACUUCAGACAGGCUGCUCUCAGGAAAAAUAA